GAUCAGCUGAUGCAGAUCGCGCCAUCGAGAGUUCGGUCAAUUGCGGCGCGCGUCCGUAGGACGCAACAGUCUCCGCGGAAGCAUCGUCUACUGGGAGUCCUGUCUGACACGCAUUAUGCGCUCGAUUUUCAUGUUAUGUCCAGAAUUUCCGUCGCAUGAUAACGACGACUGGCCGGAUGAUAACGACGUAACAUGGUGUAUAACGAUAAGAAGUCGAUGUCACGUUUAAUGAAAUUCGUCAACAAGUUCAAUUGCUUCUAUUUGUCAGGUCUAUUUGGAAUUCGGAAAUAUGGAGUGGAUAUAAACGGCUAUGUAAUGGAUCCUGUCAAGGGCUUGUCAAUAUGGUUACAAAAGCGUUGUCCGAAUAAAUAGACAUGGCCGGCGUAUUGGGAUAGUAUGGUGAGUGGUGGAUUGAAUGUUGGUUAUGGUAUAAAUGAAACCGAAAUAAAAGAAGCUGGCGAAGAAGCUGGUAUUCCGAAUCAUCUCAUUGUUAAGCUUAAGAGCGCUGACUGCGUAUCGUUCUUCUUUGAAAGUGAGAGGGGUUUGUUUCCCAACAUGGAAUUUGUAUAUGAUCUUGAACUGCCGCCCGAACUUUGGACCGAACAGUAGUGAUGAAGAAGUAGAGAUCUCCCAGAGGGGAGAGGGGGUGAUAUUUUCACUCGUCAAAUAACAAGUUGUAUACAUUCAGAGCCCAAUCACACGUAUUAUCCAGUAUUCUGCAGACCACUUCGUACUUCGACAUUCUGAACGGACGUGAAGCGCGAGUUUGUACCGAGUGAUUCGGUAUAUUCAAGUUUGAUAAUUAUGUCACUUGAGAUAACGCUUUACUUUAUAAUAUCAUUUCACUUCAACUUGAUAAUGUGACAAGAAUUAAAAUAACAAGUUAACUUAA
Molecule: messenger RNA, 892 nt
Organism: Acromyrmex echinatior (Panamanian leafcutter ant)
Lineage: Eukaryota; Metazoa; Arthropoda; Insecta; Hymenoptera; Formicidae
Molecular function (GO): 8-oxo-dGDP phosphatase activity
Source: RefSeq, a predicted model, not a curated record